Messenger RNA from Vanrija pseudolonga, 2378 nucleotides. RefSeq lists its product as uncharacterized. Bases 303 to 2378 code for a protein of 691 amino acids. NCBI's taxonomy places the organism in Eukaryota, Fungi, Basidiomycota, Tremellomycetes, Trichosporonales, Trichosporonaceae. The record is from RefSeq and is a predicted model, not a curated record. The transcript has 7 exons.
ACGCAAGUCGGUACCAUCGUGCAUGGCGCGAACACGAGGGGGCAGUGGGUGGAUGAUACGCACGAUCGGGCUAUCCAGACGCCGACUCGGGCCGCUCCGCAUACUGGCCGCGAAUGGCGCCAACAGGCGCCUUAUCGUUCACGCUCCUCUCGGUGUGACGUCGCUCGGACAGAACCACUCCGGGGGUUCAAUUAAGGUCGAUUGUGUUCAUAAAAGUCCAGAAUGGCAGCAGUGGCGUCGAGCACCACACCCAGAACAUCAUCACUCCAUCGUAGACCAACCCACCUGCGCACGCGACCACAAUGGCUGCCACAAGAGGCCCGAUCCCAGUCCGCUGCCAAGCGGACUGUUUCAACAUGUGCCUUACGCGCCAGACCGACAAAUUUCACUGGAGCAAGCGCGGCGUAGGCAAGGAGAAGGAACGCGACCCCGACCCAGUCGCGCCCCUCAAGCUGCUCGCGCUCGAGUCGGCCAGUCUGCUCGCCGACGAGGGCGAGAAGGAGUUCUGGCACCCAGGGCCACCAAUCCGCAUCUUCACAGCAGGAUGGAGCAAUCUCGACGAGUUCGAAGUCAUCAUGCAGCGUCUCAACGCCUCGCGCAUCGACCGCAUCCUUAUCAACCCAUCUGCACGGGCCCUCGAGUCGCUGUUUGACCGGCUCGCAGUCCCCCAGCUGCGCGUGCUCGACUUCACCGGCCCCUACCUGCCAUGCGAGGUCGUGCCCGCGCUCGUCGACUUUCUGCGCUCGCCACGCUCCCACGGGCUCGAGUACCUCAUCGUGCCGACCGCCAACCGCUCGCCACUGGCCCACUUCAGCGCCAUCAUCCAGGCCCUAACCGAGGGCAACGUGACGCUCAAGGUCGUCUGCGACCGGUCGUGCGGGUUCGAAGACUACCCUCCCGUCAACUGCACGUGCGCCCAGCGCCGCUUCAAGAAGCAAGAGCACUGUAUGGUGGCACGGCAGACACGCGCGUUCAACGAGGUGCUGGAUAGAAACAAGCACCUCACGGAGCGGGUACGCCGAGGCGCGCUGUCGUCGCUCGUCGCCGCGCGCAUCCUCUAUCAUGCGCGGCCAGCAGACUCGGGGCCAUGUCCAAUCAUGGACCUGCCCUCCGAGGUCCUGCAAAACAUUGCAUGGUUCGCGUCGCACGACCCCGAGCCCACACUGUCCGAGUCGCAGUUCUUCAAGAUCAACAAGCACGCGAGCGACCGCGACUCGAUAGCUCCGAUGGCGCGGAUUUUCAACGACGCCGCGGCCGAGGGACCUGGCAAGCUCGCGUCUGCGCGCGACGAGUGGCUCGCGAACGGCGGGUUCUGGGGUGGAGUGGAGCAGAAGGAUGGGACCAUGGCCAGCCCGGAUACGGACCCCGGUAACGAUAGCGACAGCGACGACAGCGCGUCGUCCACGCACGUGUACCACCUGUACUUGACGGCGACUGGCCCAAUCCCAGGGCUCGACUGGGCCGGGCGCGGCGCGCCGCCAUCACAGGAUGGCGACGACGACCUCGCACCGCUGUGGGACGCGCUAGGCGACUCGGGGCAUAUCUGGGACCGGUCGUCGACUUGGGUGCCCGUGCGGUCCAGUAUCGAGGCGGCUAUCGACUGGUCGAGCCCGGCCGAGCUCGCGCCGCUCCUCGAUGCGCUCUCGCGCUCCCGCGUCGCCUGUCUCAAGCUGUACUCGCAAGCGCCCCCGGAGCCGACCGACGCGCUGCUGGUCGCCCUCCUGCCGCUGCUACCCCCCGACGUCCGCUUCCUCCAGCUACACGUCAACCUCUCCGUGGCCGCCGUGUUCCGGCUGCACCAGUUCCUCGUGGACGACGCGCGCGCCCAUAGCGUAGAGUACCUCGCGCUCGAGGGGUACGCGUUCAGCACGCUCCUGCAGCACGAUGUGCGUGGGCUGCGGGAAGCGAACGGCGCGCUCCGCCGCGUGUGCCAUGAGAACUGGCAUGUGCCGCGCUUUCUCUGGCCCGGGCCGUGUCUGUGCCAUGUGGGCAGUCGCGUCGGGACAAAGAUCACGCGGUCCAACUUUGUGCGUUAUCUCGAGGACAACGCCGGCGCGACGGCCGACCUGCGGCGCGGCGUGAUGCGCACGCUGGCCACGGGGCGCGUGGUGCUCCGCGGCAAGACACGCGACGGCUCGACGUCGGCCCACCUCACCCGCCUCCCGCGCGAGCUGCAGCUCCACAUUCUCCACUUGGCCGCCGACGCGGGCAUGACCCGCCCGCAGGUCGCCCGCGCGCUGCAGCACGCCGCCGACGCGGAGCGCUUCAAGGCCGUCGCGCGGGUCAUGCGCACCGCCCGCGCGGACGGCGGCAUGCGCGCGCUCGCGAGCGCGUGGGCCGAGUGGCUCGGCAACGGGGGGUUCUGGCCCGGCGUGUGA